Messenger RNA from Asterias rubens (European starfish), 3113 nucleotides. RefSeq names its product bestrophin-2-like. The transcript has 9 exons. NCBI's taxonomy places the organism in Eukaryota, Metazoa, Echinodermata, Asteroidea, Forcipulatida, Asteriidae. Bases 381 to 2084 code for a protein of 567 amino acids. Gene Ontology annotation, molecular function: chloride channel activity. The record is from RefSeq and is a predicted model, not a curated record.
AUUGGGUUGAGAACUCGUUAUAACACACGCGUCCUCGUCCAAUAUAUUCUACACUGGUUACCUAUAAUUUGAGGAGUAUGUUCGUGGAUUGUCAACUGUCCACACACAUGAUCAAUGUGCAUCUUCCUCAAAUGAUGCCUGUCCGGUCUAGUUGACAGAAGCAUACGGUGUUACAUCUGACCAUGCAGACUUGAAGACCAUCCAUCGUAGACAGUAUAGAGCUCUCUUCAACAUUACAGUACGUGUCAGUAAAGGCAGUAGUUCAUCGGUCAAUUUUGCUAUCUUCAGUAGACAGCAUUGUGUGGCGUCUAUACGCAUUGUACGAUCGCAGUUUGGGAACACAUGGUACACGGGACUGUAGGGACCAAGAACACGUUACUAUGCCAGAGGACACUAACUUGGAUGAUACAAAUAUCAAGGCGACUGACUUUUCAAAUCAGUCGUACCGUUUUAAAAGAUUCAGGCUGCGAAGGUUUAAAAUCCACGGUUUCACCCGGCUGCUGUUCCGCUGGAAGGCCAGCGUCUACAAACUCUUGUGGCGAGAGAUGUUGAUAUUCCUGUUGAUGUAUGGCUUAGUCAGUGCCAUCUACCGCUUAGCACUCCAACCUGACAGCCAAACCAAAUUCGAGCAUCUAGCCGUCUAUGCCUACGACUAUACCAAAGUGUUCCCUAUAAGUUUCGUACUCGGCUUCUACGUGACAGUUGUUUUUGACAGGUGGUGGACUCAGUUCAAAGCUAUCCCAUGGCCAGACCGCGUGGUAUACAACGUAGCUGCCCAUGUGCUUGGCAAUGACGAGGAGGCACGCAUCAUACGCAGGACCCUCGUGCGGUACGUCAACCUGUCCGCAGUUAUGAUCUUCCGAACCGGUAGCAAGAGGGUGAAGAAAAGGUUCCCAACACUCACGCAUAUUGUAGAAGCAGGAAUAAUGACAGAAGAGGAGAGAAAUAUUUUAAGAGACCUGGCAUCGGAUCAUCCCAAGUAUUGGGUCCCUUGUGUGUGGUUUAUAAACUUAACUCGGAUGACGAGGAAACAAGGAAGGAUAGUCAGCGAUCCUGCCAUGAAAACAAUAGUAGACGAAUUGAAUAAUUUCCGCGAUAAAUGUGAUGAAUUGUACGGAUUUGACUGGAUCAUUGUACCUCUAGUGUAUACACAGGUUGUUACCAUAGCAACGUAUAGCUAUUUUGUAGCUUGUCUUCUGGGGCGGCAGUACCUCGACCCGGAUAAGAAGAUCGAGGGACACACCAUAGACUUGUUUUUCCCUGGCUUUACGCUUUUAGAAUUUGUUUUCUAUGUUGGAUGGUUAAAGGUAGCAGAAAAUUUAAUGAAUCCAUUUGGUGAGGAUGAUGAUGACUUUGACAUGAAUUUUAUUGUCGACAGAAAUCUCCAGAUAAGUUUUCUGGCGGUGGAUGACCUGUACGAGAUCAGCCUACCCAUCGUUCGGGACCGACACUUUGAGUCAUCCGUACCAGACAUUCCUUACACCAAUGCCGCCGUGAAAAACAAAGGGAAACCCUGGCAGGGAUCCGCGAGUAAAGUCAGAUUAUCCCGGAGGGAUAUGGCAUUCACGUCAAUGCCCAAUAAAGUGUUCACAGAAGAAGACGAAGUAAUGACCUGCAAACUCCACACAAAUAGCAUCAAGAAAAACCACAUCGACACCCCUUCAUCAGAAGAGCACAUGAGUUCCCCACUACAAGAAAACCGGGAGGCAGCAGGCAACAAUAGUUUCUCACACUUCAAGAGACCCCCACCUACGUACAACUCCUCCAUGCAAUCUCAUCCGCAAGUUGGGUCUAGACCCCCGGAUGAUCUUCCCUUACCUCCUAAGAAACUUAGCCGAUCCGCUGGGGAGAGGAGGAAAGACGGCCCAACCCAACCCACCAAGCGAGAUCGGGCCGAGUCGGUAGCGUUACCGUCGGCUGCUGCAACCGCUAUAAUAGACGACUCGCCCAACUCGAGGUCGAGACAAGACGACCUUAACACCAGAGACUGUAGCAGUGAUGAUGAGGACGAGCGCUCGCCGCUAAGUAACUCUAACUACCAACAAAUUAACAUGAAUCAAAUUGUCAACGAGUCGGUGAUAUGACGAGGAAUUGGUGUAGAAUGUAAAAACUUCAUCAAAACUAAAGUUCAUGACGUUCUACCCGCGUGUGUUAUUCUGUUUGAAUGGUGGUUUGUAUCUCUCCUGUUUUAACAUACAUGAACUCUUAUGAUGAGUUUGAUAUUCCACGAAGAAGUACGUGCGUCACAUGGAUAGUAGACUUGAUUCAAGUCACUAAGUAUAUCCGGGCGUCAAAAUGUAGCUAUUGUGGUCCCGAGAAUAGCGCGGCACAGGGUGGGGAGUUUUCUGAUGUUAGGCGAUGGGACUCAAAAUAAAAGGACUCUCACGGGAUUGGGACUUGAGUCAAGUCUUGGGGAUCUGUGCCAGUCCUCAUUGAGUGUGGAGAAUGCUGUGGUAGAGUAGAUGAGGAAACGCUAUCCCAUACUGUCGGCUUAUGUUAUUGAAACGAAAAAGUACAAGAAGUCGUUUUCGUCUGCGAGCUUGGGCUACAUGAUGCUGUCAGAUUGAAACUUUACUAUAUCAUGCUAUGACGUCAAGCAGAUAGUCCACUUUCCUGACACUGCAAGUAAACCUUGAUCCUGCGUUUAUUAUGACUAACUUUGCUGUAUUGCUUUCCCACCGGGUACGUGUUAAGGACCUUGUCACACGAGACAACUUUUGCAGGAAACUUGGAGGCAACCAAUUUACCAUGCAUACUACAUGACCACUUUGUUAGCAAUUGGGUUAUUUUUCAAACAAUGUCUUACGACCCCAAGAAUCAUAUGUGAACAUUCCAAAUGUGAAAGCCUUUUCUUCUCGGAGAUUGCAUGGUUGCCUGCAAAUGACCUCGUGUUACAUGGCCCUAAGCCCACGUGUUCUUAGUCCUUUGACAUUUUGAUAGAUGAAACACCCAUUAGGUGCAAUACAUCAUUCUUAACAUAGUUUCCAAAAUCAUAUUAUAUAUUGGUUUAGUAGAGUCAAAAUACCUUUGUCUUUGUUUCAGCCUCCCUUAAAUGGUCUGGGUCGGAUUUCACAAAGGUAGUCCUAACUUAGGACUAGUCCUAGGCAAUGCUA